AUGAAUGGUCGACUGGCGUCGGCCCAACAAUCACAAUAAAAAGAAAACAUGUUUUUUGAUUAAUGUCUUCAAAUUGGCUGCCAUAAAGCGGGUUUCGUGGCGGCUCCCGGUUUCCCUGGGGACGGGCGGCCUUGUCCGGAUUGUCGUGACUUGGCUUCAGGCGGCUGGUCUGCUUCAUUCCUGGUUUCCGAUCCAAGAUCGGCCUCGCUCACAAUGAACCGGAACCUUUUCUUAUCCUGCUCAGUGCUUCUCCAGGUUCAACGUGUCCCACAACAGCAGGAUAAGAAAGGUUGGAUUGCAGCUGCACUCGACUCAGUCCUAAUGUAGCCUUUGGAAGGUGCCUUGAGUCAGCCACACUGAGCUUUAACGGGAUGUCAGAACUCUUUACUGAGGAAAAGACUUCAGAUUGCUGAAGACUUCAGAUGAUGGAAAGAAAUUCUUGGAGAUGUCUCUGGGUCAGCUUCUGCGGCGUGCAUCUUCAAAAGCCUCUGACCUCCUGACCUUUAAUCAGUCAAGUGGAUCCUCCAGAAUUUUGGAUGGCGAAAUUAUUUACUCGAAGAACAAUGUUUGUGUUCAUCCAUCCGAUGUGCUGCGAGGUCUUGGAGAACACCACCCAGGAUAUUUAUGCAUACAUUUGGAAAAAGAUGAAUUGCUGGGAACAACACUUAUUAUUACUUGGAUCCCAAACACCCGUAUCCAAAGACAAGAUGAAGAGGCUUUAAGGUACAUCACACCGGAAAGUUCUCCCGUGCGGAAAGUACAGCGUAGGAGAUGCCGGCAUACAAAUGCGGCUGUUGCACAUCAAUCUGCAAGCACUUCAGGAAAAACACGAGAAUCGGUUCCACCGCAGGAUGAUGAGAUAAUAACUGUAUCAGAGAGCAUGAUUAAUUCCAUGCAUAUUGGCUCACCAAGAUUAGAGCAGAGCACACCACUUGAUUCCCUCGCUUUGCAAAUCUCCCACAGUACUCUGCAACAAGCUCAUAGUGACCCUCAAAUUUCUUCAACAAUAACAGGCCAGGAUAACCAGAAAGAGCUGGAAAUGCGUGCAGAAGGUCAGGACGGGAUGAGUUCCAGGCGGGAGCAGGGAGAAGAUGAAACAUCGUAUGAUCUAACCACUGAUGAUGUCAGUCGGGAUAGCACCAUUGGCUCAGAUUCUGAUACAUUCUCAAGUCCGUUAUGUUUGUCUCCAGUUGGUGACCCUCUGGCAGAAAGUAGCAGAUCUGUGUUUCUUGCUGCAGAAAACAGGGAGAUGUGCGAAGAACAUAUGGCUAAUUUGGCGAGCUCUAUCUCAGACCAUUUAUCUGAUGCACAGUACACUUUACAGUUUUCUGAGAAUUAUACACAACCUAACAGCACAAAAUGGGAAGAGCAGCAGAAGGUGUUGGCACUUGAGCAACUCUACGGUGUUUUUAGAGUUGAUUUGGGCCAAAUGCGAUCACUGCGCCUUUUUUUCAGUGAUGAAGCUUGCACGUCUGGACAACUAGUCAUUGCUAGCCGUGAAAGUCAGUACAAGAUUUUCCAUUUUCACCAUGGUGGUCUUGAUAAACUUAGCGAAGUGUUUCAACAGUGGAAAUAUUGCACUGAAACGCAUCAGAAGGAUCAGGUGUCUGAUGUAAAGGCUUGCAUGCAGUUCUCAAUAAAACGCCCUAAUUUGCCAUCAUCGGAGAUUCACCCAGAAGAGAAUAUGUAUAAGCGGUUAGAUGUCACUACAUGGUUAAACCAUCUGAAUGAUGCUGGUCAGGUGGAAGAGGAAUAUAAACUCCGCAAGGCAAUAUUUUUUGGAGGUAUUGAUCCUACGAUCCGUGGAGAAGUCUGGCCAUUUCUGUUAAGAUUUUAUAGUUGUGAAUCGACAUCAGAAGAAAGAGAAUCUCUGCGGAUUCAGAAACGUACAGAAUAUGAAGAGAUUCAAAAAAAAAGAUUAUCUAUGACUUCAGAGGAGCAGGAAGAAUUUUGGCGAAAAAUUCAGUUCACUGUCGAUAAAGAUGUGGUUCGGACUGAUCGAUCCAAACAGUUCUUCAAAGGGGAAAACAAUCCCAAUGUGGAAGCUAUGAGAAAUAUUUUGCUGAACUAUGCAGUUUAUAACCCUGAGAUAGGAUAUUCCCAGGGAAUGUCAGAUCUGGUGGCUCCAAUCUUGUCAGAAGUCAGGGAUGAGUCUGACACUUUUUGGUGUUUUGUUGGACUAAUGCAGAAUACAAUUUUCAUCAGCUCACCACGGGAUGAUGAUAUGGAAAGGCAGCUGCUGUACCUGAGAGAGUUGCUGAGAUUGAUGCACCCCCGCUUUUACCAGCACUUGGUGUCCCUGGGUGAGGAUGGGCUCCAGAUGCUGUUCUGCCAUCGAUGGAUUCUUCUCUGUUUUAAACGCGAGUUUCCAGAAGCAGAAGCACUUCGCAUUUGGGAGGCAUGUUGGGCUCAUUACCAGACUGACUACUUUCACCUGUUUGUUUGUGUGGCCAUUGUUGUGAUUUAUGGGGAUGACGUGAUUGAACAGCAGUUAGCAACAGACCAGAUGCUCCUUCAUUUCAGCAACCUGGCCAUGCAUAUGAGUGGGGAAAUUGUUUUAAGGAAGGCACGGAGCCUUUUGUACCAAUUUCGUCUCUUGCCUAGAAUCCCCUGCAGUCUACAUGACUUGUGCAAGCUGUGUGGGACCGGAAUGUGGGACAGUGGAUACAUCCCAGCUGUGGAGUGUACAUUGAAUCACUUAGAAUUUGAUGGCUGCCCAUAUGGAGGGACCUCUGCUACACCAUCUCCAAAAUCAGUACAAGAAGGCAAAAGAGGGGCAAAAGAUGUUUUCACCUUCCUGAGAUAGUCUUUUGAAUUAAUCAUAUUUUAUGCUGAAAUCUACAGUCAUUUACUAAGCAUUGUUUUUGAGUUGGUUUACUUGAUAGAGACUGAACUUGAUUACUUAGUAGCUAUAUAUAUAUUUUAGUAACUAUGAAACUAGUAUUGGUACUACUUUUAUCACAGGACUGUUUUGGGCAUCCUUGAGAUUGAUAUAGUUGCUCAGACUUGAUUUUAGUUAAUCCAAUGUUUCUGAACCUAGGUGGUGUGAGUUGAAAUGGAAAAGCUACAUAAGAAAGGAGCUGAUUUUGACCCGAGCACUUUAACCUGGAAAAACAUAAAUGGAUAUUUUGUGGAUUUCCUCAAGUAGCUUAAAUAUUGUGUUUGAUUGGAAUCAUUAUGGAAAAGAGAAUCGAUUUUCAUACAUUUGCAAUAUUUAUGAUGUGUUGCAAAAAAUGCAGUUUUCUCAUUGAAAGCUCUGUGAAGGUAUAAAUAUGCAGUUUAUUAGACAAAUCCCAUUCAAUGAAAUGUUUCAUUAUUGAUUUAAUUUUUUUUUAAUUUCUGGAACCAAUCAAUGACAGUAUUCUCUGUAAACAUUACUUGGUCUUAUCCCUAUCAAAAAACAAUUCUACCUGAAAUUACAUUCUUCUUGGCACAAAAUUAGCUAAAUGAUUUGCCUUUUUCACACAAUGCCGUUACCUUGUUCUAUACAGUCAACUGAACUACAGCCAAUCUGUGCAUUUGUGACAGUCUUGAGAAUUUAGAUAGUCUUGUAAAAGUAACGCAUAAUGGAACUGUCUUUGAUAAAACUGAAGCACCUUAUUUAUCAGAUUAUCCUGUUUAAAUUGCCACACCCUGUUACAGUAUAAAUAUCAUUAAUUGUGGAACCAGAAAACAUCUUGAAAUCUGUUAGCAUUUCUUAUUGUACAGUUAGACACUACUUUCCAUUUAUCAAAGCAUCUUAAGUCAGUGGUUCUUGAGCUUUUUUAGUUGAAACAUAUCAAUAACACUCAAUAUGAAAUGUUUCAUGAAAAGUGUGUUAAUAAUGCUGAAAAUAGAUGUUUUCUUAACAGAUAUCAGCGAGAUGACUGUGCCUGUUUCUCACUGCAAUCUGUCAAUACUUAAUGUUUGACAAUGACAUUCGUAAGUUAUUCUCCAAUUUGAAAUUAACCAGUACUUUUUAUUUUUAAAUGCUGCACUCAUUUCUUAACAUUGUUUUGUAGAUAGUUGAAUUCACAGGUUUGGCCUUCUGUUUGGACAUAAAAUUCAUAGUUCUCUUGUCUACAGUUGAACAAUGCAAUUCAAACCCGUCCUUUUUCAAGUAAUGAUUUUGAAGAUACAAAAUAGAAUGUGCCACAAUUACUUACAGCUUAACAGCAUUUUUUCUUGCAGCACCAUGCCUACUGCUUACCAUGGUAUCAAUACUAUCUAUGCCAACAGCAACUCGCUACUCCUACUUGAGCAAUUUUGAUUCCACUAAAUUAUCCAGUUACUUGAAUAUUUCUUCAGCUGUUGAAAAUUCUGGUAAAGCCUCAUAAACAAGAAAAUCUUUCAAAAUGUUCCCUACUAAAUCAUAGUGCUGCAGUUGUCUCAUCCAACUGAACUGCAGACUGCUCGCAUUCACAAAGCUGUUCUGCUUGUAUCUCAAUUUUUUACCAACUGUGCCAUGGGAAAGUGGUGUGGCCUUCACUUUUGUGCUGCCUCUUCAGAGACGUCACUUACACAUUUUUAAAGCAGCUGGAACGAUUAGCUCCUCUCAGAAUGCUUUAUCUUACUUUUAACAAACCAAAACCCUGUGCAAAAGGAUGUUUUCAGACCCUUUUCCAGAAUUCAUCUGAUAUUGUCAUUUGAGUUUUCUAACUACUGUUUUGCUUUUAUCAUUCAAAUAAGUCUUUCAAUUUAUCUGCAUAUUCCAGUGAGGUAUUGCUUCAAUUUUGCAUGGUUCUUUACUUCAUUGGAUAAUAGUUCUUUAAGUACACAACAUAUUACAGCCACACAUUACUGGAUUCCUUAAAUUCAAAUUCUGUGUCACUCUCUUUGUACUUUCUAUUCCACGUAAAUGGAUUCAGUAUUGUCCAUGGUUUCAGGUUAGGUACUUGAGGCCAUUUUAAAUACUUUUCUAUCUUAAAGUAAUUUACUCACUGACUGUCAGCUACUCACCAGCUUCUUUAAGGGUACCUGUGUUGUGCAGAAACAGACAAUGGCCAGAUUGACAUACCACAAAAAUAUUCUAUAUUUACCAUAUAUUUUAUUUGUUUUUGUAUUUGCUCUACAUGACUCAGAAUUUCCACGAUGCAGUUUUGAGGAGUUUUCAGGUACUUGAAACAACAGGUCACUUUUGCAGUUGAAGAUGGUAAUAGAUCCAACUUCAGGAAAAUGUCAUCCUUGUGAAUUUUCUUUGAAAGAAACUCUUAUCUCCUGAAUAAGGCUGAACUGACGUAAAACCCACCACCAAUUUUGUUAAUUAUGGUUCAGCAUGUUGUGCUUUGUGUUGUACCCCUGUACUACACUGUACCUCAACCUUCUUCAUUGAGUCAUCCAGUCUAUUCACCCACGUACUCUUGCAAAUGUAGCUGUGGCACUCCGUUGCUGGCUUGCAGUAAACUGGUCGCUAUUCAAUCUUUUACUCUGAACCACGACAGAACCUGGCCACUGUGGUGUUGCAGGUUACCCACCUUAAGGUCAGCCCUGUUUAGUUAACACAUUAUUUUGCAGACCUUGCCCAAAGGUUACCGAUGCUCAUCAGAUCCAACGUCUAAGAGCCAUUUAAUAGGGGUUGACUUUGCUCUUAAGUUCUUGCAAAUGCAAAUACUGUACUUACCUUUUGAAUAUCUUAAUCGUAUUAGUUUUGCAUGUGCAUUCUUGCCAUUCAAAUAGGUUGUCAGUGAAAGAAUAGAUAUAUCUACAACUUGGCAAACCUGCUUCUGUAACCUUCAUGUAACAUACUCAGACUUUUAAACUAUUGUUUCAGUCGUCCAGUAUUUAAUGAUUUUAUCAACUAAUUUUGAUCCCAAGCAGCAUCACCUCUGACUUUAGCUAAACAGGUAUGAAAUUGUGGCCCCCAAAAUAUUGUGACAUUUCUGUCAAGUUGAACCUUCUCUCAAUGAAAGAUAACAUCAGAUUUCAGUGUUCAGGUAAGUUUUGGCUGACAAUAGCAAUGAAAACCAUUUGAGGCAGCUGCCUUCUAGACAAAAUAGCAUUCUGUCGUUUUUAAAAAAACACAAUUAUAGUACAACCAAAGAAUAGAAUCCACAAAUAAUUUCUGUAGCUGAAAAAUUCAAAUCUACUCUGAAGAAAUAAUGCACAAUAGCAUAUCGGAAGCAAGGAAGUAACUGGAACAGGUAUGUCAGUGACUUUUUAACCCAGUUACUGCAUUCACAUUUCUUUUCUGGAUUCCCCAAACAAUUAGUCUAAACGGGCAUAAUGGGACUUGUAACAUUGUACGUCCACUGAACUACUUAAAGGGGUACUGCAAAAAGUAUGAAUUAUGGACAUAGAGAAACAGGAAGCAGUUCAAAGUAAUGAAUUCCCAAUAUGGCAAAGUUGCAUCUCCACUCACAGAUGCCUCCUUAGACUUCACACUGUAAUAUCCAAGGGAUUGUGGGUAGAUGCUUCUCCCUAUAGAAAAGAGGAGGAAGCUUGGCUCAGAGACAAGGAUGUGGGGCUGUGUUCCUGGAUGUAAUGUGGGUAAGAAUUUAAUAACAUAAUCAGUUCUGGAAAUUUAAUUUCAAUUAAACAUUUAACCACAUCCUAAACUGUGCAUCAGCUUGAUCCCUUUGUUCAGCCUUUGCAAACCUUCUGCACAUAAUGUCACAAUUUAUCUUCCAAGUGUGCCCAUUCUUCUAUGUGCAUUUCUUCAUAUAUCUAUUUGACAAUUCACUACUGACACACUUUUUUUAUUUUAGUGCAAAGUAGAGCUGCUCCCUCACUCUGACCCUCAAUAAAUGUUGUUCAUCUCUCUGUUUGACAUUCCGAUACUCUUUCCUAUAUGUCACUUCUUGCCAUCCUUGCUGUUGAAGAGAGCACAAUACAUUAGGUAAAGGUGAGCCUGCAGUCAUAAUGUUACUGGCAGCUGGAGAAAAGUCUUUCUUAGAACAAUGCUUCAGCUUAACAACUGACAGGUUUCCAGAAGUGUGGUGAUAACACACUGUUGGUAAACUCUUCAACAUCAAUUAGAUGAAGGCUUAAACCAGUAUAACAGCCACUAAUGUAACUACAGUAUGAUUGAUACACAAGUUAAUGCUAACUAUGAAGAAGUAGUGCAACAGAUAUGAGCAUUGACAUGACCUUGUAGGUCUUUCCAUGGGCAAAAAUAUCAUUGUAAAGAGUGACCAUCUAUCUUCAUGGAGCAUCACGUGCAACAGUCUGAUUUGUGAAUGCAGGUCCUCACAAAUGGUUGCAAUUUUAUGAAACACAAUUAGUAAAAUUCUGCUCCCAAUUCUUCAGUGUUUCACAACACAAUUCUCUAAAAGUUGAUUGCUAGCAGGGAAAUCAGUUGGACCAUGAAAGGUGACAUGUAAUAGAGACUGUGCUCAAAGUGCUCCCAGUUAGUGCCCCAUGUAAUAGUUGGUACCCAAAUGGCUGAGUCUAGCACUACACAGAUGGAGGUAGGGAACAAUCUUUGACAGAACCCUCUUGAGCUUUAAAACCCAAAGGACACCUGCCAAGAGCAUCUGAGCAAUGCAGCCAAGAGCUGAAGUUGCCUGCCUCCUUACAGCUCUGCUGAAGCGAUAGAGUUUGUACUACUUCGGCAGAGCAGAAAAAGGCAAAGCAAUAAGAGAUUACAAUUUAUAGUUGUACAGGGAUAUGCACAUGAGCAUGUUACACAAUGUUAUACGAAGUUGCUGCUUAAUUCUUAAGUUACAUAAAAAAUUAAUACUUGCACCAGUUAACAACAUUUUCAAAAGACUUGACAGGGUGGAUGUCGAUAGAUAAACAGAAACUGCUGCAGAGUCUCUGGACUCGACGUUAACUCUGCUUUUUUCCCGCAGAUUCUGCCAAGCC
This is a messenger RNA of Chiloscyllium plagiosum (whitespotted bambooshark), 7782 nucleotides long. It is a transcript of the gene tbc1d16, whose product is annotated as TBC1 domain family, member 16. Gene Ontology annotation, molecular function: GTPase activator activity. The record is from RefSeq and is a predicted model, not a curated record. Gene Ontology annotation, cellular component: early endosome. NCBI's taxonomy places the organism in Eukaryota, Metazoa, Chordata, Chondrichthyes, Orectolobiformes, Hemiscylliidae. Gene Ontology annotation, biological process: activation of GTPase activity.